Messenger RNA from Budorcas taxicolor (takin), 1277 nucleotides. RefSeq names its product ST6 N-acetylgalactosaminide alpha-2,6-sialyltransferase 6 (gene ST6GALNAC6). NCBI's taxonomy places the organism in Eukaryota, Metazoa, Chordata, Mammalia, Artiodactyla, Bovidae. The record is from RefSeq and is a predicted model, not a curated record. Gene Ontology annotation, molecular function: alpha-N-acetylgalactosaminide alpha-2,6-sialyltransferase activity. Gene Ontology annotation, biological process: ganglioside biosynthetic process; oligosaccharide metabolic process. The transcript has 7 exons. The coding region runs from base 170 to 1168 and encodes 332 amino acids.
GGAGCGGCGGCGCUAGGACCCGGCGGGCCGGGGCUGCGGCGGGGCCUGGGCGGCCAGAGCAUCGCGGACCCCGGCUCUCGGCUCCCGGCGCCAUGUGAGGGGGCUCGGGGGCCGCGGGGAGCCAGCGCUCCCCGGGGGAGAUGAGGAAACUGAGGCUCAGAGAGGUCACAUGGCUUGCCCGAGGCCACUCAGCCAGUGUGACCACACACCCCUACCUGGGCCACCUGCAGAACACUGGCCCCUGCCCCUCAGCAGACGCCGGAGAGAGAUGAAGAGCAACAAAGAGCAGCGGUCGGCAGUGUUCGUGAUCCUCUUUGCCCUCAUCACCAUCCUCAUCCUCUACAGCUCCAACAGUGCCAAUGAGGUCUUUCAUUAUGGCUCCCUGCGGGGCCGGACACGCCGGCCUGUCAACCUCAGGAAGUGGAGCAUCACUGACGGAUACAUCCCCAUUCUUGGCAACAAGACGCUGCCCUCCAGGUGCGGCCAGUGUGUGAUUGUCACCAGCUCCAGCCACCUGCUGGGCACCAAGCUGGGUCCUGAGAUCGAGCGGGCCGAGUGCACAAUCCGCAUGAACGACGCACCCACUACAGGCUACUCGGCCGAUGUGGGCAACAAGACCACCUUCCGCGUGGUGGCCCAUUCCAGUGUAUUCCAUGUGCUGCGGAGGCCUCAGGAGUUUGUCAACCGGACCCCUGAAACUGUGUUCAUCUUCUGGGGCCCCCCAAACAAGAUGCAGAAGCCGCAGGGCAGCCUGGUGCGCGUCAUCCAGCGGGCAGGCCUGGUCUUCCCCAACAUGGAGGCCUAUGCCAUCUCCCUCAGCCGCAUGCGCCAGUUUGACGACCUCUUCCGGAGUGAGACAGGCAAGGACAGGGAAAAGUCCCACUCGUGGUUGAGCACAGGCUGGUUCACCAUGGUGAUUGCGGUGGAGUUGUGUGACCACGUGCACGUCUACGGCAUGGUGCCCCCUGACUACUGCAGCCUGCGGCCCCACCUGCAGCGUAUGCCCUACCACUACUAUGAGCCCAAGGGGCCAGACGAGUGUGUCACCUACAUCCAGAACGAGAACAGCCACAAGGGCAACCACCACCGCUUCAUCACGGAGAAGAGGGUCUUCUCGUCCUGGGCCCAGCUGUACGGAAUCACCUUCUCCCACCCCUCCUGGACCUAGGCCACCGCGCCUGUGGGGCUCUCACGAGGGACACAGGAGAAGUGGCUCUCCACCCAGCUGCUCGACCCGGGGCCGUCCCUGGCCAAUCAAGGCUGGUCAGGGUGUCUUC